UUGACCUGAAAUUGCAGAAGAUUGUGCAACUUACUACCAAGUACCAACCCAUGAGUGUUGUCACUGUUGAAUAAAUGAAAAUGUUUUAUAGCACUCUAUACCAAAAAGAAGUCUUAAAAUUGCAAUAUAUAAGAAAUUACAAUGACUAAAAAUUUUUGCUGAGUUUGAUGAGGUUGCUUGGGGCAUGGAGACUGGUCAAUGGAUAUUGCAUUGUUUGUGAGAGAGGUUGAAUCCAAAGUCCAAGCUAUUGCUUUAUGUAAUCCUUAGUAGUGAGAAGCUUUAUAUUUAAAAUCCUAAAAGAUCAGAGAAAGUAACUACUCUACUGUGCUUAUUAGACAUUAUGCUUCAACCAACUUUAUAUUAAGUUUUAGAGCAUGGGCUAAACAGCAGAGAAGAUGGCAAAAUAUAGAUAGAGUAUAAACAUUUCUUUGUAUUUGAUUGUGUUAUAUAUUGAAUUGAAUCAUAUACAUGUACAAACUAAGUAGGUCAAAAAUUUUAAUCCUCUAAGGUCUACAAAAUUUGGAACCUAUCUCAGGAUUUAUAAAGAAUAACAACAGACUCUAUUGAGCCAUGAUGUUCAAAAGAGAGACUCUUGUUUUGAUCAAAUGCCUAAAUAGGUUCUCCAAAUCAUUCUCAAGGCUUGUGAUGGCAUUCUCCAAAGCCUCCAAUCUUUCAUGUGCUAUCUUCAUGUUGGAACCUUCAUUUAGCAUGGUUCUUAAAGCAGCAUCAACACACUGCAACUCAUUGGAAUUUUGUGAGUUCACUUCUUCCUUAUGCAUCCAUUUGUUCAUCCAUUUAGCUGCCUUUGACUUUGAAAGAGGACCAGCCAAGAAUGAAAGUAGGGAUUGGAAGACAGACAUGUUCAUUUCAAUGACUUCUCUUAAAACACUAAUCACAUUAGCAGCAUCUUGACCUUCAGUCAACAAUGGGAAUGCUCCAAAUUGGCUCUGCUUCAAAGAUGUGUUCAACUUCUUGACAUUCUUCUUAAUCUCCUUUGUCAACAAAUUGUAUUCGGCUAUGCUUGAUCCAAUAGUUGAAUCUGCCUUUCUCCUUCUGAGAGCAGAAUGAAGGGAUUGUACAUUUUCCUUGAUCUGCAUAACUGUGUCCCUUGUGAUUCCACAUAUAUCCAAGACUUUGAUUGAGCCAUCCAAGAUCUCUUCAAAGCAUUUGUCACCUUGAUGAUGGGAGAUAACCUUUUGAGUUGAAGCAGCAUUGAGAAGAUCAUCCAAGGAAACAUAUAAGUCUUGAAGCAAGGACAAUCCAGUGCUAAUUGACUCAGAUGUUGAAGCAGAUGUUGCUUCAUAAGUCCUGAGCUUGUUGAGCUCCUCUUGAACCUUUGUGUAGCUUGGAUGAGAUCCAUUUGGCAAACUGUUUGACCGAAUGUGAAAUUUGGUUUCCAUUGUUGUAUAUAUUUGUGUGUUCUUUUUUCUAAGGGAUUGAAGAAAGCUCUAAUGUUAGUUUGUGUGUGUUCUCUUAUCAAAUCCAUUGGCUCAUUGUCUUUAUAUAUAGAAGGUAGCUACUUUUUCAUGAUUGAUUCCUAUUGGCCAACAUAAUAAAGCAUCACAGCUCACAUAUCUCAACCAAUGAAAGCAUGGGUUACAUGCAUGGAUUUUCUUGGAAUUUGUUAAGGUUGCCACAUCUCUAACCAACAUUAUUGUGUUGUUAUAAAUGCAUUAGAAGUGCUAUCUGUCAUGUUCUCCUUGUGUUUGCAUUCACAGAACCUCAUUAGUCAUCACCAACAUUGCCUCCUCUGCUGCCACAUUAUCCUCUUUGAUUGCAAAUAUUAUAUGAUUCACUUCAAUAAUGUCCAUUGGUUUGUCCCAAUAUGAUAGAGCUAUGGAGCUGCAGCAUGGAUUAAAAAAUGGCUCCUGCAAGAAACAGCAAUCAUUAUAAUAUUUGCAAUGAAAGAGGGCAAUGUGGCAGCAAGAGGAGGCAAUGUUGGUGAUGACUAAUGAGCCAACACAAGCAAAACAAGACAGGUAGCACAAUUGCAUAACAUCACAUUAUAAUAUAAUAACAAGAGGGUAUGUCAGAGAUGUGACAAGCUUCACAUAUUCCAAGGGAAUUCAUGUAUGGACCACAUGAAUGAUUCUCACUCUGUGAUUGGGAGAUCAUUGAUGAGCUGUGUGUGAUGCCUAUAGAAACCAAUCAUCAAUAGCUUCUCUUAUAUAGAGAGAGAGUCAAGGACUUGGUACCAACACAUCAGCAUUCACAGCUCUCUUUCAGAAACAAUAAUCACCAAAAAAGAGAAAGAAAAAAAAAACAGAAAACAAUGGCAAGCAAUCUUCAUGUUCGUUCAAACAGUUUGCCAUCUGCAUCUCAUCCAUCCUCCACAAGGGUUCAAGAGGAGCUCAACAAGGUCAAGACUUGUGAAGCAACAUCCACAUCUGCAUCUGCAUUUGGAUUGUCCUUGUUAGAAAAUCUAUACAUUUCCUUGGACGAUCUUCUCAGUGUUUCUUCCACCCAAAAGGCCAUAUUUCAUCAUCAAGGUGAAGAGAUAUUGGAUGGCUCUUUGAGACUUUUGGAUAUAUGUGGAAUCACAAGGGACACAGUGAUGCAGAUCAAGGAAAAUGUACAAUCACUUCACUCUGCUCUCAGAAGGAGAAAGGCAGAUUCAAAUAUUGAAAAGAUUGUAGCAGAAUACAAUUCAUUCUCAAAGAAGAUGAAGAAAAAUAUCAAGAAGUUGAUCACAUCUUUGAAGCAAUUAGAAAGCAAGUUUGGUGCUUCCUCACUCCUGAAUGAAGAAGUGAUUAGUGUCGUAAGGGAAGUGAUUGUGAUGAACAUGUCUGUCUUUCAAUCCCUUCUCUCAUUCUUGGCUGGUCCUCCUUCAAAAUUAAAGGCAACUAAAUGGAUGAACAAGUUGAUGCAUAAGGGAGAAGUGAGCUCAAAGAAUUCCAAUGAGCUGCAGUGUGUUGAUGAAGCAUUGAACACCAUUUUAAAUGAAGGUGCUAAUGGUUCCAACAUGCAAGUAGCACAUGGAAGAUUGGAUGCUCUGGAAGAUGCCAUUGAAAGCAUUGAAAUUGCUUUGGAGAACUUAUUUAGGCGCUUGGUAAAAACCAGAGCCUCUCUUUUAAACAUUAUGACUCAGUAGAGUCUACUCACUUAUUCUUAUCUCUCUCUAAAUCCUACAAAAGAAUCCCAAUU
This is a messenger RNA of Arachis stenosperma, 3144 nucleotides long. RefSeq lists its product as uncharacterized. Gene Ontology annotation, biological process: root development; shoot system development. The transcript is spliced from 2 exons. The record is from RefSeq and is a predicted model, not a curated record. The coding region runs from base 2273 to 3091 and encodes 272 amino acids. NCBI's taxonomy places the organism in Eukaryota, Viridiplantae, Streptophyta, Magnoliopsida, Fabales, Fabaceae.